CAAUUCUCAACCCAUGUAUAGUACUACCAAUAUGAAAUCACUAACCAUGUUCUGGGUUUCCAUGCUAAUGUUCAUUUCCUCUCUUUGUAUGAUCCAUUCUCAUCCUGAAAGAGAUUUAAUAGCGAAGCUCAAACUUCAAAACGCUUUUGGUCCGAAAGACACAGCUUUUGAUCCAAGAGGCGGAGGACCUUAUACGGGGGUUAGAGAUGGCAGAAUUCUCAAAUUUUCCAAUGGAAAUUUUGUGGAUUUCGCCAUCACGUCACCUUUUAGGACCAAGGAAAAAUGUGAUGGAACCAACGGCACAAAUUUACUAAGCAUAUGUGGAAGACCCUUAGGUCUUGACUUUAAUCGUCGCACUGGUGAUCUCUAUAUUGCUGACAUUCAUUUCGGGCUUUUAAGAGUCGGAUCAAAUGGUGGGCUUGCAAAGCAGCUAGCCGCCGGCAUAAACGGCAAAAAUUUCAUCUUUGCAGACUCUGUAUCCUUGGAUCAAUUAACUGGGGACGCAUAUUUCGUCGAAUCCGGCGAGAUAUUCCUAACAAACGACUUUGCACGAAUUGCGCAGAGCGGAGACACGUCAGGGAGACUACUAAAGUACGAGGCGGCGACGGGACAGGUGACGGAGGUGCUUACCGGGCUGGCGGGGCCAGUCGGCAAUGCAAUCAGCGAAGAUCAUACCUUCAUCUUCAUCACUUUGUUCAUCGGACGCAAGAUUAUCAAGCAUUACAUCAGAGGUCCAAAGGCUAAAACAACUGAGACAGUACUCGAAAACCUCGGAGGAAAUCCAGAAUUCGUGAAGAGGGCAACGUCGUUGUCGGGUGGUUUUUGGGUGCCUGUGAACACCCCUAGGGAGCAGCAGCCUUCCCCUAUGACGGACUCCAUUGCAGUGAAGUUCGACAGGAACGGCAAGAUUUUGGAGACGAGGAAUCUAACUAAAGAUUAUCCUAAGUUGCUUGGUUCCUAUUUUGAAUACUUCGGUAAAGCUUAUACCGGGUCAUUGGAGGCGGACUUUGUUGGUGUCUAUAGGGCAUGAUCGAUAAAGUCUAUCAAAUGAUGUUUGUCUUCACGCUUCGCCAAUCCUAAUUAUAUAAUGUCAACCUACAUGCAUGGAGUCCUAAAUCAGUGUAUAUCUCUUACAACUUGUGUUCUCAGAGUCGUAAUAAUAAAACCUUUUAAAUACCAGUGAA
Messenger RNA from Ipomoea nil (Japanese morning glory), 1184 nucleotides. RefSeq names its product protein STRICTOSIDINE SYNTHASE-LIKE 11-like. The record is from RefSeq and is a predicted model, not a curated record. Lineage: Eukaryota; Viridiplantae; Streptophyta; Magnoliopsida; Solanales; Convolvulaceae. Gene Ontology annotation, biological process: biosynthetic process. Gene Ontology annotation, molecular function: strictosidine synthase activity. Bases 14 to 1030 code for a protein of 338 amino acids. The transcript has 3 exons.